Molecule: messenger RNA, 3366 nt
Organism: Sporisorium graminicola
Lineage: Eukaryota; Fungi; Basidiomycota; Ustilaginomycetes; Ustilaginales; Ustilaginaceae
Exons: 1
Coding region: 1-3366 (1121 amino acids)
Biological process (GO): intra-Golgi vesicle-mediated transport
Cellular component (GO): COG complex
Source: RefSeq, a predicted model, not a curated record
AUGUCAGUAUCGACAACAGCAGCAGAUGGAUACACGAACUCCCCGAGCUCGCUCACAUCACUUAUCCAGAAUGCUGCCCUAUCCUCCGACUCGCCCAUCUCGCCAGAGUCGCUAGCGGACAAGCAAGUCGCUUCCUACAUCCGCUCCCUCUCCAACUUCAGCCUCACAGACCUCAAGUCACAACCACAGCACCUUCAGUCCAAAUCCGAAGCGCUCCAUCAUCAGCUUUCAGAGCUCUGUAUCUCGCAGACCGACGCCUUCAUUCACAUCCACCACGCCGAGCAGCAGUUUGCCCCCUCCCUCUCCACAUUUGCCACUCACCUCGACGACUUGAUCGCCAACACCUUGCCGGAUCUUCAAGCUGCUGUAGAUGCCUUUGUUUCGGCCAGUCAGCCCGUACUCGCCGAACGAGAGCGCAUCCAGAAUCUCGCAGAUCAGUAUGAGCGCGGUCAUCUCUCCGAUCUCCUCGAGAUCCCUCCGCUUGUGCAGACGUGUGUCCGCGCUGGCCACCACUCGGAAGCCAUCCAGCUGGCUGAGCACCUCGUUCAUCUGCUCAAGCAAUCCCAAGAACCUCCCACCUCUACCUCGAGCUCCCACACUCUACACAGCCAGCGCAGCACCUACCUAUCCUUGCUCAUUGAGACUCUCUCACAUUUGGCAAUCAUGAAAGCCGACCUCAUCUCGAGCUUCUCCAAAGCCGGUCUCAAGCUCCCUGCUGCCCUCAAAUCUGUCACCAUCCUCCGCAGGCUCAGCCACUUUGAGUCCUCGCUCCCCCGGCUACCAGAUUGGCAGAACCUACUGAUUUCCGCCCGAUCCAAUCCGAAUGCACUUGUACCGCAGCUUGGCAUGACCGAAAACCAGCUCUGUCUUGCCUUCCUCAAAGCACGGAUCCGCUCCUUUUACUCGGCUGUCGAAGCUAUGGGAUCGCCCUCAUCCUUUUCCAGCGAGGCCUAUCUUCGCAGGUACAUUGACCUUUGGCGUGAAGAGAUGGCAGACACGCUUGGAAUGGCUUUCCCUCUCUUCAUCGACGAAGCUCCCUCAGCUUCUCAAAGGCAUCGCGACGACGACACAAGCUCAGAGAUGAUGAACCCCGCUUACCUUGUCUCGUCCUUUGCGACGUCCGGUCUGCAGCGCUUGCGCGAUACAAUCUCUGUGCAACUUGUCGCUACUUCCCACCGGGUUCAAUCAGCCUCCUCUGCAUCCUCUGGCCAAACUGCCAGUCUCGAGACACUUGCCGAAACAUUCGCCAACAUUCACACGCAACUCAGCUACGCCUCCGCUGCACUCACACGUUUCGGGCUCGACUUUGGUGCGCUCCUCUUCGGCCCUUCUGAAAACUCUGACGCUGAUCCAUCCACGCGUUCGCUCAGCACCAUCGAAUCUACAUGGCUCGACGCAUUGACCCACGCGUUGGAUCGCAUCUUUUCACUCACUCACGCCGAGCUUGACCAGAAUCUGCAAGCCCACGACGGUACCUCGCUGCUGUUACAAUUCCUGAUUUCGUCGCAACUGCCCACCUCGGCCUUGGAGGAUCUGUAUGGCAUCUCUGCAGGCACGGGCGUGGAUUCGUCCGUGUACGACGACCUCACGCGGCCCAACAUCGAGCUCGUCGACUAUCCUGUCAUUGCAAAGCUGUUGAAUCGGUUGCUCGAAUGGAUCCAUGCGCUGCAGGUCUUUGCGCCAGUGAAUCUGGCCAGUGUCCUUCUGCAGCGACUGGAUAUGCACUUCGCAAGCAUCUCGGAACGCUUGCUCGCGCUACCCGACUCCGUCGCCAAUUUCGACACUGCCACGCCAAGAGACGGACGGCUAUUGGCAGAUGACGAAGCCCAGUCCCUUUUGCUGCAUUUGGAUGGAGAUGCAGAGACGAAACAGGCGCUGCAGGCGCAAAUCGUUCAUGACCGCAAGCGCGCCAUCUUGAGCAAAGUCAUGGCGAUGUGGCAUUCCUCCGUCGUCGCCUGGACGCUUAACGUGGUUCGAACUCAGAUCUUUGACCUGGAUGCGGAGAAAGAAGGUGCUGCGACCAUUGCUGACGAAGUCUGGGUCAAAGCGCAAAAAUGGAUCCAAGGGACGCAUGCGCAAGCGAGGGAGAACGCCAAACAACGGCGCGCAGACGCGAGUGCUAGGAUGAAGGCGGUGGAGGAAGCGGAGGCUCAAGCGGGGGCUGCUGCAGAGGAGACGAGGCGGAAGGCUGCAGAGGAAGCAAGAAGACGAGCUGAACACGAGGCAAGAAUCCAAGCUGAACACGAGGCUAGGGUCAAGGCUGAAGAAGAGGCACGUCUCAAAACCGAACAGGAAGCCCGCCGCCAGGCUGAAGAAAGAGCCAGACUCGAGGCUGAAGAGCAAGCUCGCCUGGAGGCUGAGGAGCAGGCACGUCUCAAGGCCGAGGAAGAAGCGCGUCUCAAAGCUGAGGAGGAGGCACGCAUCAAGGCGGGACAAGAGGCGCGGCUCAAAGCGCAAGCGGAGGAGAAGAUCAGGGCAGAUGCGAAAGCGGCGGCUGAAGCAGAAGCGAGAGCAAAAGCAGAAGCCGAGGCCAAAGCUGAAGCUGAGGCGGAAGAGAAGGUCAGACUGGACGCUGAAGAACAUGAAACCUCUCGCAAAGCUGAGGAAGACGCAAGACUUGAAGCCGAAGCGAAGGAGAAGACCGAGCAGCAAGCAAAGGACAAGGCGGAGCAAGAUGCGAAAGCGAAGGCAGACGAGGAAGCGAAGGAACAGGCGAGAGCGGAAGCAGAAGCAGAAGCAGAAGAAGAAGCAAAAGACAAGGCAGCAGAAGCUAAAGCUGUUCAAGACGAAGCCGAGGAGCAGGCCGAAGAGAGCCUCGCAGUUCCGAACAGAGCCGACGCUGGCACCGAGGAAACAGUCGAAACUCCCGAGCAAGGUGCAUCGUCCGCCAGCGCGUUGAAGAAGUCCAGCCUCGCAGAGAAGCUUCGCAAACGCAAAGAGGAGCGCGACCUCGCAGCUGCCGCCGCCACCGCUGCAGGAGCCUCGCAAAAGUUUACAGAAGCACCAGUCACUCAGGAAGACAGCAAGGAUGCUGCAGCAGAUGCAGAGAACGCAGAGCCCGGCGACAGAGACGCAGCAGAGCCGACACAGGAGGACAACAGUCAGCUAUCCUUCGAUGCAGCUGGCAAGAAGGAUGAGGCAAAAGAGGCUCCCACCGCCCCAUCUGGUGAAGCAGUGGCUGUCGACACCGAGGCUGAGCAGGAGGAAGCAGCCGAGGAUGACGAGAACGGAGAAGAAGCUGCUGGCGAAGCGGAUGGCAGCGGGGCCAAUACGCCUGCCACUCCGACGACGCCCAACCCCGACAACACGAGCGGCGGCGGAGCAGCCAAGAAGAACAAAAAGAAGAACAAGAAGAAGAAAAAGUAG